Closterium sp. NIES-67 is the source of this 675-nucleotide messenger RNA. NCBI's taxonomy places the organism in Eukaryota, Viridiplantae, Streptophyta, Zygnematophyceae, Desmidiales, Closteriaceae. The record is from the annotation of a GenBank genome assembly.
AUUCGACUUGCAAAAGAACGCUCUUGGAGUCAGCAACAACGUCGUAAAGUUUCGAACUGUUUCAUCGCUUGGAUUCUAACUGCCAUCUUUCCCCAUCUUUUGCCUCCUCACCUGCACCUGCUCAUCGCCGCCUUACCACUGGUGCAGCCGUAGCAGCAGCAGCAGAAGCAGCAGCAGCACCAGAAGGAGGAGCAGACUCAGCAACAGCAGCAGCAGCAGUAGCAGCAGCAGCAGCAGCAGCUGAAGGAGCAGCAGCAGCAGCAGCAGCAACAGCGGCAGCAGCAGCAGUGGCAGCAGCAGCAGCGGCAGCAGCAGCCACAGCAACAGCAGCAGCAACAGCAGCAGCAGAAGGAGCAGCAGCAGCAGCAGCAGCAGCAGCAGCAGCAUCUACAGCCAUCCCCAUCCUCCCCUCCUCUUUGAGCCGCCGCGGGUCCACCCGCCGCCGCUCCCUCCCGGCCACCGCGGGUCCACCCGCCUCACACAGCCGCGUCGUGGCGGGCGCCCACGUGGCGGCCGCACCAACCCUCAGGGAGGGGGUGGAGGUGGCGGUUGUGGGGGCAGCGGAGCCGGCGGCGGUGGUGGCGGGGUCGAGGGUGGCAGCAGUGGUGGUGGUGGAGGCAGUAGUGGCUCAUCUGGUAGCCGUGGGCGGGUGAGCGCUGCACCCAAACCAACCAU